GCGGGGCAGUCCAACAUGGGCGGCCGGGGCGGCGCCACGGUGGGCGGCCGCUGGGACGGGCGCGUGCCGCCCGAGUGCGCCUCGUCCCCGCGCACGCUCCGCCUCUCCCCUGGCCUCCAGUGGGAGGAGGCCCGCGAGCCGCUCCACGCCGGCAUCGACGUCGGCAACGUGCUCGGCGUCGGCCCCGGCAUGUCCUUCGCGCACGCCGUCCUGCGCUCCGACAGAAUACCCAGAGGCACCGUCGUGGGGCUGGUGCCGUGCGCGCAGGGCGGCACGCCCAUCGCCAGCUGGUCCCGCGGCACGGACCUCUACGACCGCAUGGUCGCCCGCGCCAGGGCCGCCGUCGCCGGGACCGGGGGCCACGGGAACCCUAAGCUCGCCGCCAUCCUGUGGUUCCAGGGCGAGACGGACACCAUCCGGCGCGAGGACGCGCUGGCGUACGCCGGGCGCAUGGAGGCCAUGGUCCGCGACGUCCGGCAGGACCUCGGCAUGCCCAACCUCCUCUUCAUCCAGGUUGGGCUCGCGACGGGGCAGGGCAGGUUCGUGGAUCUGGUGCGCAAGGCGCAGACGGCGGUGAGGGCGCCCAACCUGAGGUACGUCGACGCCAAGGGGCUCGCCGUCGCCAACGACAACACGCAUCUCACCACCCAGGCCGAGGUCCGCCUCGGCGCCAUGCUCGCCGACGCCUACCUCGCCACGCUCCGCUAAUUCACUUCCGGCGUGAUUGCUUGAUUGAUGAUUGGUAGCUCGCUCGUGUGGAUUUUUGCGUGUUUUUAGAUUUGGCUCGGCAGAUGCUGCAUGAGUGAAACCCGAAACUUGGACAAGUUUUUGCAUUUCGUUU
This is a messenger RNA of Lolium rigidum, 841 nucleotides long. RefSeq names its product probable carbohydrate esterase At4g34215. NCBI's taxonomy places the organism in Eukaryota, Viridiplantae, Streptophyta, Magnoliopsida, Poales, Poaceae. The record is from RefSeq and is a predicted model, not a curated record. Bases 16 to 708 code for a protein of 230 amino acids. The transcript is spliced from 2 exons.